AUGGUGUCACAGCGAACGGAAUUGUCUGAAGACAUGAGAGCUAUUUUCGAAAAGAUCGUCUACAAAAAUUGGCUGCGUAAGAAGAAAUCUGCGGAUGACGUCUUCAUCUUUGUGCUGGAAGAGCCUCACGACCAGAUUUUUAAGGUUCGCGCUCUGAAUACUUGGGUUUCCUACGUGACCAAGCUGGACCAUGACGACGCUUACAAGGCAAUCACCCGCACUAAGGAACUCGGCCAGCGGUUGCUUCAAGAGCAGUGGCUGAGCGAAUCGCAGACAGCGGGGGCCGUUUUCAAACAGCUUAGGCUGGGCCAGGACCGAUUCCGGCUGUUCAAGACACCGUGGGUAACAUUGUGGGCCUCUUACGUGACGAAGCUGGAUCCCAAAAACGCAGAUGAAGUGGUGCUUUCGGUGUUGCAACCUCUCUACACGAAGAAAGAGCUUGCACAACUGCUGAAGGCAGCAAAAGGGGUCGACGAGACCAAGGAACUUGCUACAAGACUGGCGAAACAGUUGCUGUAUAACAAAGGAAGGGAGCCCAGGAAGGAGCAUGACGGCUGCAGCGACGGCUUGCGCGUGUCCAUGGCCGACGACGGGAGUCGGCACAGGAGCAGCUCGCGCGCGACGACGGCGAUUGCGCUCCAAGAGGGCGGCGACUCUAUGGGUCAUUGCCACGGUGGUGGGAGGCCCAGCCUUCGACCACGCUUUCAAGCUCGCGGCAGGCGACCGCGGUUCAAGCACUCAAGCCACGCCUCCACGGAGGCAUUUGGGCGGUGUCCUUCGGGAUGCUGCCGUCAUCCGAUGUUGUUAGAGCCUGGGCUCACGCAUCCUUCAGCACGCGCCGGACGAACGCGAUUAACGCUCAAGUCAAGUCUCCAUGGGACAGCGCCGACGGCCGCACAACAGGAGGUGCAGGACCCCCGUCCUGUAUCUGCCGACCUCGUGGGUGGCGAGUACGAACCACCUGACCUCGCUUGA
This is a messenger RNA of Phytophthora sojae, 975 nucleotides long. RefSeq lists its product as hypothetical. The record is from RefSeq and is a predicted model, not a curated record. Bases 1 to 975 code for a protein of 324 amino acids. The transcript is spliced from 3 exons. Lineage: Eukaryota; Oomycota; Peronosporomycetes; Peronosporales; Peronosporaceae.